CCGCUGCGGUGCUACUAGUUACAGCUCGUCGAGUUCGUCGCUUAAGUCUUACGUUUUCAAGUACUUUUUUGUUAUACUUUAACGAUUGUGUGCUAACUUGAUUUUUCCUCGGUUCAUAAAAAAACACUGAUUGGACACAAUUUUUGUAAAGCUUUUUUUGGUGUGUUUGUGUGCGAUCACUUGACUCUUGGUCAAACGGGUACCUUAAAGCAGAAACUAAGAUUUCAAACGAGUGAACUGAAAAAAAGAGUGCCUGAAAAUUUUCAAAAGUUAUUUAAAAUCAAAGAAAAACGAAGAAGGAACGGGUAUUGUGUGUAAAUGUUGUUGCUGAAGACAUACUUGCAUAUAUAAAGAGACUAGCUGUUUAAGAAGUGGAUGUGGCAAGCGUAACGCCGUUGCGGCAUUGAACGCGAAGUGAAGUAACCGACCGACCGACACAAAGGUGGAGGCUUAAGCUUGAAAAGCUGAAAAGCAGUCAAGAACAGUUAGUUGACACUAAUACGGCUUGUCGCUGAUUUUAUUUAUUUUAUUUUCGUUUUUUUGUUUGGCUCGCAGCAGCUGGCAAAAGAACUAGAAAGAAGAUAAAGGCAAAGAGCUCUGUGUGUAAAAAAGGUGACUGAAACUGUGAAUUGGGCAGCAGGACAACGUCGUCAAAGUUGCAUGAAACGAAGUAAAUGCGAAAUGUAAAAGGAAGUAGUGGCGCUCAAUUGACAGAGAAGAGUUGAAAUUUUAUGGAAAUUUAAAAAAAUAUCGAAAUAAAAAAUCUUAAAACGAAUGUGCAAAAACAAAAGCUACUUUGAACGAAAAGGACAUUGAAAAUAAUUAUUUUAAAAUUUCUAAAAACUAAUUGAACUAAAUAAAAAAAUUGCUUACAAUUUUUUUUAUAAAAAUAUAUCAAAAAAAUUUAUAAAAAUACUGAAGUUCUGAGACUAAAAUAACCUUUAAGCGGCUCCUAAAAUAAGUGUAUAAUCAAAUCUGCACAAUGAGAUCCUCGCGUUUAUCCGCAUUGACCAUGCUGGUUGCGGUCACAUGCUUUACCAGUCUACUACAGCUUUGCAGCAGCGCCGCCAACGCUGAAUAUCCUGGCGUUAUUGAGCUGGUCGGCUAUAGUAAUCGGCGCGCACGCACACACUACAUGCCACCAGUUGGCGAUAGUCCAACGCUUGCACCACCACCGGCCAAAGUACAGGCUGAUAUCGAGACGGUGAAGGCGAAUAUUGAAAAAUACAAUAAAUUGCUGACGUUGGAUACCAAGAAUUUGCCGGAAUCGCAAAAGGAUAUGCUGGAGCGCAUUGUGGAGCGUGUGGCACGUCUCAAGGAGUCGUUGGAUAUCAAUGAAGGCGAGCAACUGAGAGCUUCAACAAAGCCUGUCGUUAGUGAGGAUAGCGAAAGUGAGGCUGUACCAGAAAACAGUUUGGGCAUCACCACAGAGGCCGCUACCAAUGCUGAAGCCGAGACCGAUCCCACUUUGGUUCUGGAUGAGACUACAUUGCUGCAGUUGCAGACCUCUAUGGAUGAGUUGGCUGCCGCACAGGCCGCUGUCACUGCACAAACUUCGGUGGCACGCGAAUUGCCUACCACCACGGAGUACAAUUACAACGCUGCCAGCGAUGAGGCCGAACAAACGGAGAGUGCCACAGAAAGUAAUGAAGAUGAGGACACCACUGAAGGAGGGGCGCUGGCAGCUGGUGCUGAUUAUCCCACCACCACAAUUGAUCCACUCACCGAUGCCACUGACUCUGAUGACCAAUUCGUUGCUGCGCGCUCCAACAACAAUAUAGCAGCAGCUUCAAUCAAAGCCGAACCGGAGGACUUGAAUGGUGGUCUUACCACAAUUGGCAGUCAGCGCACGUUAACCACUAGCGGCAAAUUGACAAAGACGCGCGCCACUAAACGACCCGGUUCUGGUGGUAUUACCAAAACGGGACAUACCUCGAAACGUGGGCAGAAACCUGGCACCACUGCAAGCCUACAUCGUCAUCCCAGCAAUAAGCAGAAAUUGGCCACAACCACCACGCAACCACUACAAUCCUAUCACCAUCAACAACAGCAGCAACCACAACAACAACAACACUUGCACAAACAGCCACAGCUGCAAUAUCAGAAGCCACAAACCGCCCAGCUGCCUCAAUCCUCAUCCUCGCCCAUGUACCAAGCACACAAGGUGUCUGCAUCGCCGCCUGCCACACAAUCCACCGAUAAGACUUCAGCUGCUGCCGCCGCCGCCGCUGCUGCUGCUGCCGCGGGUUCCACGGCCUCCAUCGCAUCACUAGCGUCCACUUACUCCUCCACACCGGUCACCACAACCUUGGCCAACAACUACGGCAAUGCCAAUAAUAAUAAUGACAUGGACUACGAGCCCCAAGUGAAUACGUCGGCGUUAAUUGAUAGCCUGAAUCAUGCACGCGAGGAAUUCUACCAGCAGAAGCAAGGCGUCAACAACAAGGAUAAGAAACCAUCGGCCACCGCCAAACCGACAAAGUAUCACUAUUAUCCGCACAAUCAACAUAUCUACUUGCUGCCCGAGUGUGCGAUACAGCAGGUCUGCAAUGCGGUCUAUGUGCGUCUGAAUUACACACAGCCAUUAUGCGCCUGUCCAUCAAGAUACCGUGAUCCCUGUUCGGCCAGUUUGAAUGAGGACGAUCAGCAUACAACGAAAUUGGUGGGCGACAGCAAGAAGAAGCAGGCCAUAACUUUGGCGAAGACAUGCGAGGCCACAACAGAGAUGCGUGAGUGCAGCUCACCGAAGGACUGGUCUCUAUUGGCGCUGCAGAACAUACGCACCGGCAAGUCACACUAUCUGAUCAUCUGCAGGUGUCCGGAUCACUUCAAAAUGGAGGGACCCAUGGCGCACGAUCAACCCAAGUACGCCAGCGUACCCGGCAUCCGUGUCUUCGGCAUGAUGUGCGUCAAGCCCGGCUACUCGGUGCGCAAGCCAUCCGCACAGCCACCCAAGCGCUAUCAACUACAGAAGCCAUUCUACCGUCCCGGCACGCAAAGCAGCAGCGCCUACAUCAACGUGCCACAAUACGGCGCUAAAGACACCUAUGGCCGGCCGAGCUCAUCAUCAUCAUCAUCGUACGCCGCCGCAGCGGCCAGCAGCAACAACAAUUACCAUCCGGACAAUAGCUUUGGCAACCAACACGUCCAAAACGGCGGCUAUCAGUACUUGAACCGGCCGGACAGUAGCAGCAGCAACAUUAACCCACAUCAAGCAGCCAUUAAUGUCGGCAACUAUCGACCGGACACACUCACCUCGAUCAACAACUUCCCAUCGGGCAUCUAUGGACGCAACAACGAACGCAAAGGAGAGACCCCAAUCGAAGCGGCCAAAGACGAGGACAAAUCGGUGAAUACGAGCACACAGCAGUCUGCAGAGACGGCAGCUGCUGCCGCCAACGCCAGCGGCAUCGAGGAGACAACGUCGAGCGCUGAUUUGGCAGCAGCUGCGUCACAGCAGCAAAGCGAGGAGUUGGCACAGUUGCGCGCCAAGCGUUCGGUGAACGAUAUAGCGGCCAACGAUUGGGACGAUGAUACACCUGACUUCCCAUGGGAUCGCGUUUUGGAGUUCCAGCAGACGAUCGUUUGGGAUUAAGUUGAACGUACGUAAGGUACAUAGGGUGAAUGGUGAGGACGUGGCGUAUGAGUAAUUAUUUUUAUUUUAAAUUUUAGUAUAGAAAGGGUCGAGAGUGAGCUCGAGUUCAGUGGUAGAAGCAGGAAUAACGCAAAAAAAAAAAUACUUUUAAUUGAUAAAAAUAAUAUUAUAUAAAUGCCGAGACGUUAAAUAAAAGUAUAUUGUAGGAGCCGGCAGUUCUAAGCGGCGUUCAAGUUUUGUAAAACAAAACUUUAAAGUUAAAGAGGCGAGUUUUAUAGAGAAAUUACUUAAUCAAACGAUUACUGUGACUGAAUGAAAAAUAAGAAAAUUAAAAAUUACAAAAAAAAAAACAU
Molecule: messenger RNA, 3948 nt
Organism: Zeugodacus cucurbitae (melon fly)
Lineage: Eukaryota; Metazoa; Arthropoda; Insecta; Diptera; Tephritidae
Gene: dsx-c73A
Exons: 5
Coding region: 983-3595 (870 amino acids)
Biological process (GO): mRNA 3'-end processing
Cellular component (GO): RNA polymerase II, holoenzyme
Molecular function (GO): RNA polymerase II complex binding
Source: RefSeq, a predicted model, not a curated record